AUGGCGGGUGAGGGGGAGGAUUUCAUUGAGAUAGUGACCGAGGAGGCCGCGCCAGCCAGCCCCGAGGCGGCGGAGGCGGAGCCGGCGGUAGCAGCGGACCAGGCGGCACUGCCUGAAGGGGUGCAGGAGUAUCCUGAAGAGGUGCAGGAGUAUCCGGCUGAGGCGCCGGGUGAGGCGCCGGCUGAGGCGCCGGGUGCGGCAGGCGAGCCAGAAGCCAUGGAGGGCGGCGAGGAGGCAGCAGAGGAGGCGGCAGAGGAGGCUGGAGAGCCGGCAGCAGAGGAGGCUGGCGAGGGGGCUGGCCAGGAGUCGGGCGCGGGCGCCGUGCAGGAGCCUGCAGCUGCAGCAGGCCAGGCAGGCGAGGAGGCAGCAGCCCAGGCUGGCGAGGAGGCAGCAGUCGAGGCAGGCGAAUUGCCAGACACAGGGGCAGCAGAGGGCAGCCAGGCGGCGGCGCCCAACGGCGCGCCGGCAGCGGCGGGCGAGGGCCCGCCGGACGCUGAGGCGGGUGCGGCGCCCGCCGCCGCGGCGUCGCCCAAGCCCGCCGUCAGCGCCGGCCAGCGCAACUUGGAUGCGCUGCAUCAGGAGCUGCUGGCGUUUGCUGAGGAGGCCGCCCUGACGCCUGGCGAGCGCAAGCGGCGGGAGGCGGCGCUGCAGGCGGUGAAGGAGGCUGUGGAUGCAGCCUUCCCCACCGCUACGCGCCGCAAGGUGCAGGCCUUUGGCAGCUUUGUGCACGGCGUGUCGCUGCCGGGGGCAGACCUAGAUGUUGUGGCGACCGGGUUGAUGACUCCCAUCGCCCGCGGAGGAGGGUUUACCAUCGAGCAGCGCGAGCUGUUGGCACCCAUGCUGAAGCUGGUCAGCGCCAAGCUGCAGGCGGGCAAGGCAGUGCGCAAGCGCCCGCUCAUCAUCUUCAACGCGCGGGUGCCCAUCAUCAAGGCAGAGAGCUCCGAGGGUGUGCGCCUGGAUGUGUGCCUGAACAGCGACGAGGGGCCCAAGGCGGCGGCGUGGCUGGUGGCGCGGUGCGGCGAGCUGCCAGUGCUGCGCCCGCUGUGCCUGGCGGCCAAGGCCCUACUGGCGGAGCAGCGGCUGGCGGAUGCGGCCACCGGCGGGCUCAGCACCUGGGCGCUGUGCUCCAUGGUACUGGCGCUGCUGCUGGAGCAGCGCAAGGCGGGGCUGAAGGUCACCAAUGCCGGCCACCUUCUCCUCGGCUUCCUCAAGUACUACGGCCGCGUGUUCGACCUGGAGGACAAGGCCGUCUCCAUCAAGCAGGGCGGCGUGGUGAGCAAGGCGGACGUUGCCGCCGCCGCCGCGGCCGCGGCCGCCGCCGCCGCCGCACGGCACAAGGCGCGCGGCGAGGGCGGCGGGCCCGCGCCGCUGCCGCGCCUGGCUGUGCGGCUGUGCGUGGAGGACCCGCUGACGGGGCGUGACGUGGCGGCGGGCACGCACCGCAUCAACCAGGUGCGCGCCGCCUUCAGCGACGCCGCUUCCAAGCUGGAGCUGCUGCUGAAGCAGGCGGAGCCGCCUCCAGGAGGCUUCCUCCCUUUCCUGUUUGACGUCGGCGCCGCCCUGCGGCGCAAGGGCAGCGGCGGCGGCGCCGGCAGCGGCGCCCCGGGCCGCGGCGGCGAGGGCGAGCCGCUGCGCGGCGACAAGCGCAAGCGCGAGGGCGGCGGCGGGCCGGCGGGCGGCGGCACGCCCCGCGCCAAGCCCAUGCACGGCCCGCCGCCGGGCCCGGCCUUUGCCGCAGCCUACGGCGGGCCCGGCGGCCCCGGCCCCGGCCCCGGCGUUGACCCCAGGGAUCGGCCGAUGAUGGUGCGCAGACGCGCGCUGCCGCCCCGCGACCGCGACCCUCUCGUCGGCCCCGGGCAGGGGCCGCCUGGGCCGGGGCGCGGGCCCCCACCCGCCGCCGCCACACGUGGAGGAGGAGGAGGAGGCCCCUGGCUGGAGGAGCCUGGCUGGGGCCGGCCUGGCCCUGCCCCCAGAGGCGGCCGGUUCGAGGGCCCUCCCGGCGCCGCCGACGACUUCCGGCGCGGCGGCGGCGGCGGCAUGGGGCGGCCGCCGCCGCAGGCAGACUUCCCUCCCGGCCCCGGCGGCUACGACCCCCGGCGGCCGCCCGGCAUGCCGCUGCAGGGCGGCGGCGGCGGCGGCAAUGGAAUGAUGCAGGGCCAGGGCGGCGGCGGCAUGGCCAUGGGCGGCGGCGGCAUGCAGCAUGGGCCAGGCAUGAUGCAGCCCGGCGGCGGUGGCGGCGGUGGGAUGAUGCUGGCCGGCCAGCCCAUGCACGGCCAGGGCGUGCAGCCGAUGCAGAGCGCGCAGCAGGGGGCGCAGCAGCAGCUGCUGGCACUGCAGCAGCUUGCCGCGCUGCAGGGCGGCAUGGCGCUGGCGGCGGCGGCGGCGGCGGCGCAGCAGCAGCAGCCGCUGAUGCAGGCGCGGCAGGGGGGGCAGGUGAUGCUGCAGAACGGGAUGGUGGUAGACCAGCAGGCCCUGAUGCUCGCACAGCAGCAGAUGCUGUUGCUGGCGCAGCAGCAGCAGGCGGCCCAGGCGCAGCAGCAGAUGCAGCAGCAGCAGAUGCAACAGAUGCAGCAGCAGCAGCAGCAGCAGCAGCUGCCGGACAACCCCAACAACAUCCCCAUUGGCGCGGCCGCCGGCGCAGUACAGCCGCAGUACGGGCAAGGCAUGAUGCAGCCGCAGCAGCAGGGCGGCGGCGUGAUGCAGGGAGGCAUGAUGCAGGAGGCGCCGCAGCAGCAGGGCGGCGGCGUGAUGCAGGGAGGCAUGAUGCAGCACGCGCCGCAGCAGCAGGGGCCUGGGAUGAUGGGCGGCAUGAUGCAGCCGCAGCAGCCCGGCAUGGGCCAGUAUGGCGGCGGCUACUGA
Molecule: messenger RNA, 2859 nt
Organism: Chlorella variabilis
Lineage: Eukaryota; Viridiplantae; Chlorophyta; Trebouxiophyceae; Chlorellales; Chlorellaceae
Exons: 8
Coding region: 1-2859 (952 amino acids)
Biological process (GO): RNA 3'-end processing
Cellular component (GO): TRAMP complex; nucleolus
Molecular function (GO): poly(A) RNA polymerase activity; mRNA binding
Source: RefSeq, a predicted model, not a curated record